Molecule: messenger RNA, 751 nt
Organism: Musa acuminata AAA Group (dessert banana)
Lineage: Eukaryota; Viridiplantae; Streptophyta; Magnoliopsida; Zingiberales; Musaceae
Exons: 4
Coding region: 278-568 (96 amino acids)
Biological process (GO): translation
Cellular component (GO): mitochondrial large ribosomal subunit
Molecular function (GO): structural constituent of ribosome
Source: RefSeq, a predicted model, not a curated record
UCCAUCUCGGCGCUUUGUGGCCCGUCGGAUCCUUGGGUUCUCUCCCGUGGAGCCUCGCGAGUUCUGUUGUGGAUGCGGCGGCAUAUCGGCCGACCGCGUAAACCCCGGAAGCUGAACCCUAACUCUAACCGCCCGCGACUCCAAGCCGCUAGCGAGCGCCUCCACCGCGCCUCCCUCCAGGAGCUCGACGUACUCCUUCCGCCUCCGCUUCCACCACGGCCACAUCGCCCGCGGUUCCUCCGCUUUCGACGGAUAAAGAACAAGAAAAACAAACAAAAUGCCUCUGGGAUUGAUAGUGGGGUUGGCGAGGGCAAUGCGGAGGAAGCGAACUUCAUCAUUGAGUAUAUUAUCUUCAAAAAGAGGGCCCCGGGACUACUACAAGGGAAAAAAUUGCAAGCCCACUGGUUUCCACACUCGUAAAGGUGGGUAUGUAGUGAUGGAUGAGAAGUUGCCACUCUAUGUUGUCCCAGAUUUAACCGACUUUAAGCUCAAGCCAUAUGUAUCACAGUGCCCCAGGGAUGCAGCUGCCACCUCGACCACCGCCGAGUCUGCCGACAAGGCCAAGUAAAUGCAGCACGAGUUUGUACAACUUGUGUUAUUGCUCAUCUGUUGCAUGCAAGAAUUUUUCAGUGACCCUUAGUCAUUCUUGUUUACAUUGGAUGCAUAUAUCCCUUUGAUUGCCAAAAAAAAAUGCACCUUAACCUUUGGGUAUGUCCAUAAAAAUUAAUAAAUGGGCAUAGUAGACUCGUCA